Molecule: messenger RNA, 2562 nt
Organism: Ogataea philodendri
Lineage: Eukaryota; Fungi; Ascomycota; Pichiomycetes; Pichiales; Pichiaceae
Exons: 2
Coding region: 1-2562 (853 amino acids)
Cellular component (GO): Set1C/COMPASS complex
Molecular function (GO): nucleic acid binding; histone H3K4 methyltransferase activity
Source: RefSeq, a predicted model, not a curated record
AUGGCUUACCAUAGAAACGCGAACCGAGCGCCGUUCCGGUCAGAGUUGCACUCCAACGGGUACCAUCGGUCCCAGGAAAGAUACCCUACCCCACCAGAUACUAUAAGGUCGGGGACUUCGCCGUUGGUUCGCCGUUAUGACUACUCGUCAGUGCCCAUCCAAAACCACUUCUCUGACAAAAUACACCAACACCAACAGGAAAAGCAGCAACGCAGCUUCAAAAUCACAUAUGACCCGGAGCUUAAGAAAGAUCCUGCUAAAGGCUCGAAGCCUAUCUACGUGUUCACCGACUCGUCGCGUUCACCGUCAAUAGACCCACGGCCCAAGGCAUUACAACGAAUUCCCAAACUACUCCGGACCGUUCGCACCUCGGUGCCAAUACCUAAUUACAAAUACGAUAAACACUCUGUGGGUCCCGAACCGUCUUCACAGCUCGUGGUUUGGGGUUUCCCCACCACCACCCAAUUGGUGAUAAUAAAGAACCAUUUUGCACAGUUUGGCAAGAUUUCCGAGAUCAAAGGUAUUGACGACCCGUUGACAGCGGUUCCAUUGGGGUUGUGUCUGUUGAAAUAUGAUGGCGACGCCACGUCCGCACACCACUGUGCCACCAAAGCCGUGGCUGCUGCCCAUAAAAAGCUGCAGAUCGGAGGCCAGUUUGUGCGCUGCAGACUCAAUGUUGAGGACCAGAUGUUCAACACAAUUUACAACCAGAUACUCGACGAGAGAAAACAACAGAUGCUGAAGGAGAAGGAAAGAAGACGGCGUGAGCGUGAACUCGAAAUGAUUCAAAGAAGAGAGGAGGAGAAAAGAGAACGUCAAGAACAGAAAAGAGAACAAGUUGAACGAAGAAAGGAAAAGAAACCAGCUGAACUUAAAGCGGCCGUGAAGCUGACGGCCCAUGAUCGUCACGUGAAAACGUUGUCGUCGGUCUCGCUGCCACCAAACUUUGAAAGACACAUUGCUAAUAGGCCGUACCUGCUAAUUCCCGACAAGUUUGUCAACACCCGCAACGUGAACUCUGCCGAUAUCAGAAAGCUUCUUUCCAACCAUAACUUCGAUCGCAUUCUUACUCACAGAACUGGAUUUUUCGUCGUCUUCAAUACCGUCCAGGAGGCCGAGAAAUGCUACGACAUGGAGGACGGGAAACAUUUCUCCAAAUACAAACUGUACAUGGAUUUUGUUGUUCCUGACGAGCUGAUGGGCCAGACCAAGAUUGGACAGAAGAUUGGCGACGUUGGCCAAGCCAAAACGGUUCUGGUCAAAGAGUUCCAUGAAUACUUGUUGAAAGAUCUGAGAGAGAAGGUCGUGGGACCGAGAUUAUUGUCUUUCCUUGACGACGACAAGUACAAGACUGUUCUUGAAAAACAUCUGAAAGAAAAAGCGGAGAAGCAAGAGGAGAAAGAGGUCCAAUCGACUGGCUCGGUUGGAGUGUCCAAAUUCACGGUGCAACAUCAAAGUAUUGCCAUUUCGAAUCUUUCUUCCUUUAGGCGGACGCCUGUUGAGGGCAAGUAUAAGCGGAAAUACAACAACGUUUCCAUGGCACAUGCCCUGAACUAUUCUGACGACGAGUCGCAAGACGAAGAAGCACCAGACGUCUCCAAGAAACAGAGAAUGCUUGCAAUGGUGUCCACUUCGUCUUCUGAGGAGGAAGAUAUCCAGGACCUUCCCGAGUCUAAAACCACAUCUGAGCUUACUUCUCCUGAGAGCUUGGGCCGCCAGGUGGAGCAAGAAGGGGAGGUCAAGAAGAGCGACUUUGUCAGCGAGUUGUACAAGCCGUCGCACUACGUUGACCGGAUGGUUUACGACGAUAAUUACCAGCACAUGGACUACGACCUUAGCAGUUUGCAGGAGCUGAUCCAUGACGAUGAGGACUUGGAGUUUGCCAAGAAAGCGUUCGCAGAUCUUCCAAAAGACCCUAAAGUGAAGAAUGUUCAACUUUGGGCAUGGAGACAUAAGGAGCAGGCGAAACGGCUGAAACAACUAGACAGUCUGGCCGAGGUGAGCCAUGAAGACAGCGAGGCGAUCGAGUUCUCGCAGGAGAUUCUUGCCAACAGCAAGCUGCAGAACUCGACGGGAUGUUUCCGCACGCAGCCAUACUACAAGAUCCCAGACAAGAUGAAGAGCGACUACCUUUUGCACCGUCGGAAAGCCAACAAGCCGCUGAACACGGUGCAGAACGAGGAUGAGGGCGAAGCGCAGGCGGUCCACAGCUCCAGAGUGAACAGAGCCAAUAACAGACGAUUUGCUGCAGACAUCAGUGCCCAAAAACAGAUGCUGGGCUCCGAAACAGACAUCCUUGACUUGAACCAGCUGACCAAGCGGAAGAAACCGGUGCAGUUUGCACGAAGUGCGAUCCACAACUGGGGACUGUACGCGUUGGAGCCGAUAGCAGCCAAGGAGAUGAUUAUAGAGUAUGUUGGAGAGCGGAUCCGACAGCAGGUUGCAGAGGUGAGGGAAAAGAAAUACUUGCGGUCGGGAAUUGGGUCGUCAUCAUUAAAGUGGAAGGAAAGAAGAGGAUUGUUAUUUAUGCUCUACGCGACAUUGGCGCAAACGAGGAGCUGA